Bursaphelenchus okinawaensis is the source of this 1650-nucleotide messenger RNA. The record is from the annotation of a GenBank genome assembly. Lineage: Eukaryota; Metazoa; Nematoda; Chromadorea; Rhabditida; Aphelenchoididae.
AUGAAAUCCAUCGGAAAAUGCCUUGAACUGUAUAUUCAGAAGGUUCAGGAGCACACCAUUGUAAUGGAGAAGGAAAAGGUUGAGUUUGAGAAUGGCAAAAGACAUUUGGCCAACAUUAUGGGUUGGUCUCCUGAGAUGAAGGUGACUCAGUUCGAGAUUGACAGAGCGAUCGAGUACUUGUUUCCAUCUGGGUUGGGACCAAGAUCCAGACCUGUAAUGAAGCCACCAGAGGAGAUUUUGGUGCAGUUGAAUAAAUUUAGCUUUAACGAUGAAGGUCGGCCCACAGAUUCCUUGUUUUUCACGCUUCGGCCGCGCUUCUACGGGCUUAUGUCGGUGAGUUGGCUUUUGAUGUUGAGUUUAUUGUUUUAGGAAGUAAGAUUAAUGGUUUUGGAAGAUUAUUUAAACACCGUUUAAUUGUUUCUUGACUUUCUUGCUUUAGGACAUUGGAUUAAAGACGCAGCGAUUGACAAAUUACCACGAUGAGAGAAUGUUGAACGGACUUCCGUUACCUAAACCUUCAGAAGAGUUUAAUUUGGGUGGAUCUAUGUGGCUUUUGAAGGAUGAUCUUUCUAAGAAGCUAAAUGAACGGAUCAGUGAUGAUAUGGUACGUAUUCAGUUUUUUAUUAAGAAGAGUAAAAUUACUUUCACCAUAGCUAUAUAAUAGUUUUGUAGUGUUAUGUAAACUUGUCUGUAAUAUACUAAUUUAUGUAUAGGCUAAUUUAAUUUAAAGUUGUUCUGGUAAUCAAAGUAUUUUUUACAGUAUGCGCAGUUGAUUUUGGCAUUUGAGCACCUAGUAUCCUUACCAUUAGCUCACUUAGAGCACGGUUUCAUUAUGGAAUACAGAACUGGUAUGAGUGCGGGGACAAAGUCAGAAUUGUUCGGACCUCCAAUCCCUGACGUCGAAUUGGAUCCAGCAAAUAAUGUCAGGUUUGCUGUUGGCACAGGUAUAGUAAAGAGGACUUCUGUUACCGCUAAAGUAUCUGAUGCUGGAACAGGACUGUAUACUGUUAACGGACUACCUCUAAGCGCGUAUCAAGCUAUUGUUUCUAGGUAAGAGUUGUUUUUUCAAUUAUUAAAUUAUUUUUCUUAUUUUUUAGUUAGAAAAGACUUUUAUUUUAUCUGUCUUGGAUUUUAGAGAAAACUUUUUGGCGCCCCUAAUAAUCACUGAUAAAUUGGCUACAGUCGAUGUGGAUGUUCAGAUUGUGAAGAGUCCAGGUGGAGUUUCUGCCAUUCCACGAGCUGCGAGACAUGCUGUAGCCUUAUCUAUUGCCGCGUUGUACCCGGACACAAAGAACAUGUUACGGUUAGGUAUGAUGUUAUCCUUUUGUUUUAACUUGUUGUUGUCGGUUUGUUUUGAUAGAAAUUUGAAAAUAUGCAAAGCUUUUUGAACAUUCAAUUUACAGCCGGCUUGCUAACACAAGAUCCGAGAAGGAAGGAGAGGAACAAGGUCAAUCAGCCGGGUGCCAGAGCAAAAUGGAUUUGGUAUGUUUUACUUAGUAUAGUUGGGAUUACGUCACUGUAAUGUCUUACUGAUUUUUUUAUAAUUACAGGGUAAAAAGUUAGAACGCUUUAAUUUUGUUUCCUGAAAGUAUGUUAUUAUAAAGUUACUUUGUCACCUAAUCGUUUAAAUUUUUCAGGAAACGACGUUGA